This is a messenger RNA of Acanthopagrus latus (yellowfin seabream), 1504 nucleotides long. RefSeq names its product glycine-rich cell wall structural protein 1.0-like. Bases 107 to 1393 code for a protein of 428 amino acids. The transcript has 4 exons. The record is from RefSeq and is a predicted model, not a curated record. NCBI's taxonomy places the organism in Eukaryota, Metazoa, Chordata, Actinopteri, Spariformes, Sparidae.
AGAAAGCUAAUUAGAGCUGAUGAACAACAGCUGUGCCACCUGCAUGAGCGACUCUUUCAGAGUCAGUGUGUGGCACACGUAGCACUUCCUGUUGGUGACUGAUGCAAUGGGAGCUAUUUGGGCCUUCUUUGUUUGUGUCCUGACUGUUUGGCUUGCCAAAGGCUCUUGUUGGCCAGUUGGUGGGACAAAUAAAAGGAAUGAUCAUGGGCUUCAGAGGAAGAUGGAAGAUUUGUCUCCUAAUGAGCUCUCAUUAAAGAAGGCCAUUGCACUUCUCCAGUCGAUGGAAUCCAAGUUGGAGCAAGAGGCUAAGGCAGCUCUCUCACUUUCAGUACAACUGGAAACCAAUGAUGUGGAAGCUGAGUCACCAGUUGGCCAUGUGAAACUUGUACAAACCCCGAACAGACCAAAACGGCUCCAAACUGAGAAGGAUGUCCCUGUAGGCACGGCCAUGGAAAGCGGCAGCUUCACCUUCACCUUCACCUUCCCCGCAGGCGGCAGGGCCAUCAGUAACGACGGCAGCCGCAGCGCGGCCGACGACAGCGGCGACGGCAGAAACCUAUUCCCCGGCUUCAUCGGCGGCAUCUUCCCCGGCAGUGGCGGCAUCUCCGCUGGCAACGGUAUUGGGAACGGCGGCAUCUCCGCCGGCAACGGCAGGGGGAACACUGGCAUCUCCGCCGGCAACGGUAUUGGGAACGGCGGCAUCUCCGCCGGCAACGGUAUUGGGAACGGCGGCAUCUCCGCCGGCAACGGCAGGGGGAACGGCGGCAUCUCCGCCGGCAACGGCAUUGGGAACGGCGGCAUCUCCGCCGGCAACGGCAUUGGGAACGGCGGCAGCAAUAUCCCCGCCGGUUUCGGCAACUUUGCAGGCGACAGCAGUGGCAGCAGCUUCAACAACGGCAGCAGCAGCGCGGCAGAUGGCGGCAGCAGCUUCAACAACGGCAGCAGCAGCGCGGCAGAUGGCGGCAGCUCCAACAACGGCAGCGCGGCAGAUGGCGGCGGCAGCAGCUCCAACAACGGCAGCGCGGCAGAUGGCGGCGGCAGCUUCAACAACGGCAGCGCGGCAGAUGGCGGCAGCAGCUUCAACAACGGCAGCGCCGCAGAUGGCGGCAGCAGCUUCAACAACGGCAGCGCCGCAGAUGGCGGCAGCAGCUUCAACAACGGCAGCAGCAGCGCGGCAGAUGGCGGCAGCUCCAACAACGGCAGCGCGGCAGAUGGCGGCAGCAGCUUCAACAACGGCAGCAGCAGCGCGGCAGAUGGCCGCGACAGCUACAGCAGUGGCAUCUUUUCAGUCCCUUCACACAAAGGCUCGCUUCCUGAAGCCAGGGGCAGAGGGCACAUGAAGGUGGGGCAAAAGCUGCAGAACAAGGCAAAGGCAGAGUCAUCCUUGCUUUAGAUCUUGGGAUAAUAUGGUAAUGCAGAAUCAUGCAGGAGUUCAGUUGAAGAUAUUUCUGUAUGUCCCACGUUUUCUCUGCUUUAAAUAAAACACUCUGAUACGUGUACUUUC